AAAAAGUAUUGAAGACUAAAACAAUGAGGCUGCAGAAAUAGAGAGGGAAAGAAAAGGGAAGAGAAGAAAGGGAAGGAAGAAAGUCACUGUGAGAAGAGGAGAGAAAGAAAGCUGAGUUCCGCCAAAAAUGUCAGACGAACAAGCCAAAGAUUAGAGAAGCGAUAGCAGCAGCAGAAGAACAGUUCCAUUUUUUUUUUUCCUCCAGAUGAAUCCGAGUAAAAUUGAGGAGGAUCUCUUCCAUCAUCAUCGUCUACACGAUGAUCUGGACCCACUCACGAACCAGAUUAUUGAAUCUCAGGCGUCCAUUCCGGAUUCGCACCAUGAUGAGCCGCCGUUCUCGUUGCCGGAAAUCGUGCUCUUCCGGUCGCCGUCUCCGUCGUCGCCUAGCCACUCGUCCUCCGACGAUUCGCCGACUCAUUCAACUCGAAUGAGUCAACUCGCUCAGAACCCUACAUCGACUUCCCAAAAUCUUCAUGAACCGCCUCUCUAUAUAUCGCCGGAGCCGCAUAUAUCGACUCAGUUUUAUACCUUUAAUCCUGAGUCGCACUCGCUGAUGAUCCGUUGCAUUAUCGAGCACCGCCUCGCGACGCCGAGUGAGAUACGCGCUGCUACAUCGCGUUCUGUUCUCAAGUCGUGGCGGACCGUGUGGAAGGACCGGAACGAGGACACUGCGUACCUGACGGCAUGGAAGAGAAUCCAGGACAAGCUCACGGCGACGGUCGACGAAAACGGUAACGAAUUUCUCUGUUUCAAGAACAAUACUCAGCAAUUCGUUUCGCAUAUUAGUCAAUGGCAGGAANAAUGGCAGGACAUUGUUACGAGUUUUCAUGGAGAUACGGAUUUGAAACAUUUAGGGUUGAAGGAAACCAUAGAGAGAAUUAAGCAGGUUUGGACUGUAGGUGCUAAAUUUUAUGGGAUUCCUGAGAGUUACAUUAGGGUUUGUGUUGCUGCUUGCCCUGUUUGUAAUUCGGCAUCCUCAGCGUCGGGCUCGAGGAGUAAACGACGCAGGUUCGAGUAUACGGAUACUCUUGAGGUGCCUGCAAAUGAAGUGCCCCACAAGCUCCAGCAAUUGGCUGCUAAGCAUAAGGUUGUGCUUUGCAUUAGGCAGAAGUAUAUUAGGUAUAAGCCUUUCAUGGCGGAGGUUAAGGAUUAUGCUUGUCAUAGGGCAGGGGAACCUGCUAUGAAAAAGUCUAAGGUUCUGAAAAGAGAGCCAUAUGCAUCGAAGCGAUGCGGGUGUGGAUUUCGUAUCCGGGCCAUUGUGCCCAUUACCAAUUACAAUGAGAAGGAUAAGACAUUUGUGUAUCAGGAUGAGGGUAUGGCUGUGUUCAAGUUGUAUGCUGUGCAUUCAGGGCAUGAACCCGGGCCGCUGGAUGGAAAUGCGAGAAUUAUGCAUCGUGUGAUCGGACACAAAGGUGGCCUGUUAAUGGAUCACGAUACAGUGUAUGGGGUGAACGAUGACAUGGAAAAUGAAGGAUUUAGAUUGAUGGGGAAGGAUGAAGGAAAUCUGCAGCUUUCUAUCUUGCAGCAGUUGCAUGAGGUGAGAAAUGAGCUUGACUUGUUAGAAGGGAAACUUACCAAGGUCCCACACGAGCUAUUGGGUUCAGUAUCUCGCGAUUUGUUCGAUGUUUUAAGUAAGCUUAGGAGUACAAGGGAGGAGAAGUUGGAGCCAAUCGAGCUGCUUGCAGAUAAGCCACAUUCAGACGACGUUUUAGAUGGGGAGAAUGAUUUGGCUCAUUGGACCGAUCACCAUCAUGAACGUUUAUAUGGCGAUGCCAAAGAUGGGGAAUUGAUUGAGGACGAUGUGGACAGUUUUGGUCACUCCCUUCGAGAUGUCGUUCCUUGGGAGGACCAUAUGGGGGCAGACUGUAGAAAUCAGAAAGAACUGACGAGCGAGCCUUGCAAACCCGAAAGAUGGUUUAAAUGCACUGACUUUAACGAUAAAAGCAUUCUUGGCUGCGAGGAUACAAAACUAAUCAAGCCCAUGAGACACGACGAGAGCAUGGUAGCAGAUGUAGGUCUUGUUGGUAUACAUGUUGACGGGUUUUACCCAGAGAACCCUAAAUGGUACGAUUCUCCUUGUGAUCUGGACUCUAAUGCAGAUUGUGGAGAUACUGGAUUUAAGCACGGGGAGAUCGUUUAGGCUCUCGAAGGGCCACGUGAUCUUCUCUAGUAUAGUGACGAGCUUACGGAUCUCUCACUUGCACAUCCCCACUGCUGGAAUCAGAAUGGGGGGCUGUAAAUUAUGUACACAGGAGAUUGAAGCCUCAAGUGAGCAUUUUGGCAUCCUUGUUCAAUGUAUUUUUUGUAAAGUUUGGCUAACUGACUCCUCUAUACAAACUCUACUCAACAGUAUUUGUUACUCUGGUCUUGGCCUUCAAAUUUUUUUGAUACCACUGACCAUUUCUAUCCAAAUCUUGUUCCGUUACUUAUUCGGAUACAUCGAGAUUUUUUUUCAUUCUUUUCUCUCUUUUAGCUCUUCUAGAUAUGGUCUCUCUGCUCUCUCUAUUCCUAUGACUGAUAACUCGAGAUGUUCGAUUUGCUCGAUUUGCCUAUGCUUCAUGAUGGGCCUGUUUUAGAUGCAGGAUGUAUAAACUGCUAUCUGUACAAAUCUCUGACUGCUCCGAGGUGAGAGAGAUCCUUGAUGUGUUGACAUUUUACUUUUAUUUAGAAAAUGUUCUUCAGAAUUGUCAACACUUUGUUUAUGUUCAUGAUAUAAAGAAGACUCUUCCAUGCUUUCCCUUGAAUGUUGGCUUCUCAUUUUAUGAGGUCAGAUAUUGUUGCUGUUUUGGGAACUUUUCUGAGGUUUUGUUUAGUGCAUAUGAUAAAUCUGUCUCUGGUUUUUUGGCUGAUUAUAAAAGAAAAUCUGAAUCAGUUCAUACUGCACAGCCUUUUAGCAGAACGUAAGCAAGAGUUUUACCCGCCCGAUGGCCAGCUUCGUCGGGUUUGGGAGGCUAAGUGGCUGUAAACUGAGAGGAAGCUGAGCUAUCCAGCCUCGAGUAUGCAGGUCAAGUGGCCUGCUGAUGGUGCCUUUGAAUGGAACCCCAGUUGCAUCAGCUGGCUUUAAGGUUGGUUUAUAGUACAUAAUUUGAUCCUGGUUUGGUUGUUUGUUGAUAUUUUAGCAUUUUUCUGCAAAAUAUUGACAAAGGAUUUGAUAUGGAUGAAGUUUCGUCUUGUUUUUGUUAGGGUUGAAUUACAAAAACCUGGAAGUUCAAAAUUUUCACUGGGCUCAAAUCUCUCUUCUGGGCUUAGUGGGCUUAAAGCCCAAUCAAAGUACGAGAUUUAACUUCUGGGCCAGAAAAGGCCCAUUAAUAUGCAGCCAAAUUGGGUAAAUAGUAUAAGAUAUAAUAAUUUAAUGGCCAUGUGUUAGUGAAAACUGCAUAUGAACAACCCUACAUUUUCUUAAAUCAUUUACCCAUUUCA
Cucurbita pepo subsp. pepo (vegetable marrow) is the source of this 3420-nucleotide messenger RNA. Lineage: Eukaryota; Viridiplantae; Streptophyta; Magnoliopsida; Cucurbitales; Cucurbitaceae. The record is from RefSeq and is a predicted model, not a curated record.